AGAUAGAUCGCGCGUCAUUUGAGCUGAAGGUCACGUGCCGUGAGAGCGUCUUGUCAGAUUUUCUUUGGUGCUGUUUUUUUAAAGAAACGUCAACUCCAACUUCUACUUAAUCAUAACAUAUAUCUAUACAUGAUAACAAUAUGAAUAAAUUUUCAAUAUUUCUUGCAAAACAUUCCCAAAAAUUAGCGCUAUUAUGUGCUACAACAGCCUAUUCAUUAGCAUAUUAUGCUCAACCAUAUUAUGAAGUGAUUACGCGUUGGUCAUUAACAAAAUUCGAUAUAGCCUGGGAAGCUAAACCAUCUGAACGAAUUUUACGAGUAAUCAAAGAGACUUGCUCACAUUUCAAUAUGACAGAUUAUCAAAAAUUACAAUUAGAUAUAUUUCUUACGCCAAUGGAUGAAUCACUCGUUUUAGGCUCUUUAACCUCCCCCAAUGGUUAUGCAUUCAUUGGAUUGCCCUACUUCUUUGGUUAUGAGAAUUCACUUGAAAUCCCGUUAGACUCGCUAGAUUUUUAUCGACCUUAUUUUCCUUAUGGACCUUUUUCAAAAAUAAGUCGUGAACGUAUGGAUCUUAUGAUAAUACCAGAAUCAGCUUUAAAAUUUCUUAUAGCCCGUGAAAUUGUUCGACUUCAAGCGACUACAUCGACUGGAUUGAAACUGCCUCUUUCAGCUCGUGGCCAGUCUUUACUUACCGUGGGCGGAGUGAUUGGUAGUCUUUAUCUGUCAUAUCAGACAAUAUUUCUUCUCAAUAGACUUAUGAAAUUACCACUUCGUGUAUCAUCGCCUUCUCGACUUCUGAUUUAUACACUACUCCCCUUAUUUGGUGUAUUUCUACAACAUCAAAUUAUCUUAGCCUGGCGUAGACAUUGUUGUUUACGCGUUGAUCAAAUUGUCUCUAGUCUGGGGGAGUCAUAUAGACAAGGUGGGCUAGCCUAUUAUGAUUGGCGUUUACGUUGGAAUCACUUUUGGGCAGAACGACAAAGUGAAUAUAAAGAAAGGAAAAAAUCACUUAGAAAAGGUGAUCACACUGCAAAAUUUGAUCCAGUUGCACAAUAUCAAUCAGAAAAUGAACAAUCUACAGAAAAGAAGGAUAAAAUUGACUAUCAUCUUCCUCAGUUAGAAAAUUCCGCAUUUGAACCAUUAAACCAGAAUGGCAUAGCAAACACUGAUGAACCCAAGUCCAUUUAUCGUCGUACCAACCGAUUCACUGAUACUGGUAAUGAACUAUGGGCUGGUGAUGGUGAUGGUGUUGGUUUCGGCUGGACAGGUAUUCUCACAAUUGGAAUGAUGCCUCGAAUUGUAUCUGGAUUUUUUAAACUCUUCUCUAGUCCAGCAACAAGUCGACAACGUUAUACUCAAUUGACUACAACUGAGGCCUAAUCUCCACCUUCUCUCUCUCUCUCUCAUUUAGUUUAUUUUUAAUUUUUCUGAAAUCUCUGUAAAUAAUCGAAUUAUGACGUAAUAUAGAUUUUUGUACAGU
Trichobilharzia regenti is the source of this 1479-nucleotide messenger RNA. The record is from the annotation of a GenBank genome assembly. Lineage: Eukaryota; Metazoa; Platyhelminthes; Trematoda; Strigeidida; Schistosomatidae.